ACCAUGGAGAAUAACACAGAAGUGAGUGAGUUCAUCCUGCUAGGGAUAACCGAUGUUCCCGAACUGCAGAUCCCCCUCUUCAUACUGUUCGCAAUCAUCUACCUCAUCACUCUGACUGGGAACCUGGGGAUGACCACGGUGAUUCUGCUGGACUCUCGUCUCCACACACCCAUGUACUAUUUCCUCAGCAACCUUUCCCUGGUGGACUUUUGUUACUCUUCCACAGUGACUCCGAAAGUUUUGGCUGGCUUGUUGAUAGGGGACAAGGUCAUAUCCUACAAUGGGUGUGCUGCUCAGAUGUUCUUUUUUGCAUUCUUUGUUACUGUGGAAAGUUACCUCUUGACCUCUAUGGCCUAUGACCGCUACGUGGCAGUUUGCAAACCCCUGCAUUAUCCAACCAUCAUGACAACCAAUGUAUGUGCUUGUUUGGUGAAAUGCUCUUAUGUCCUUGGUUUUCUGACUGCUGUUACUGAUAUUGGAGACACAUUUUCUCUCCCUUUCUGCAUGUCCAAUGUGAUACAUCACUUUUUCUGUGACACUCCAGCAGUCAUGACCCUGACAUGUUCUGAUAAGCAUGUUAAUGAGCUGUUUCUUUUCCUUCUUUCAAGCUUUAACAUCUUCUUGGCAAUCCUUGUUAUCUUGAUUUCCUACCUCCUCAUAUUCACUACAGUUUUGAAGACACACUCAGGUGAGGGACACCAGAAGGCUGUGUUGACCUGUGCUUCUCACCUAACUGCGGUCUCCCUAUUCUAUGGGACUGUCAUGAUCAUGUACUUGCAGCCCAGCUCCAGUCACUCCAUGGACAACGACAAAAUUACCUCUGUGUUCUACACUAUGGUUAUUCCUAUGCUGAACCCUCUGGUCUACAGUCUGAGGAACAAAGAAGUGAAAAGCGCAUUCAAGAAAGUUCUUGUUGGACUGGAGAGAUGGUGA
This is a messenger RNA of Nannospalax galili (Upper Galilee mountains blind mole rat), 933 nucleotides long. RefSeq names its product olfactory receptor 5B17-like. Gene Ontology annotation, biological process: sensory perception of smell; G protein-coupled receptor signaling pathway. NCBI's taxonomy places the organism in Eukaryota, Metazoa, Chordata, Mammalia, Rodentia, Spalacidae. The coding region runs from base 4 to 933 and encodes 309 amino acids. Gene Ontology annotation, cellular component: membrane. The record is from RefSeq and is a predicted model, not a curated record. Gene Ontology annotation, molecular function: odorant binding; olfactory receptor activity; G protein-coupled receptor activity. The transcript has a single exon.